This is a messenger RNA of Columba livia (rock pigeon), 3207 nucleotides long. It is a transcript of the gene HAPLN2, whose product is annotated as hyaluronan and proteoglycan link protein 2. Gene Ontology annotation, cellular component: perineuronal net; synapse. Gene Ontology annotation, molecular function: hyaluronic acid binding. Lineage: Eukaryota; Metazoa; Chordata; Aves; Columbiformes; Columbidae. The transcript is spliced from 6 exons. The record is from RefSeq and is a predicted model, not a curated record. The coding region runs from base 490 to 1515 and encodes 341 amino acids. Gene Ontology annotation, biological process: central nervous system development; skeletal system development; glial cell differentiation.
GUGUUGGGGGGAAAAAUAGAGAAGAAAGAGCGAAGAGACGGCGACAGGGCAGGGAGCGAGGGCACAACCGGCGCUUGCCGCUCCCUCCGCCAUGGGAGCCGACACCAAGGGACCACGGGGCCGCGGGGCUGCCGGGACGCUGCUGGCCCCGGGAUGGUGACAGGGCAGGGGCUGGGACCACCUGCUCCCCACCUCCCGUGUCCGUGUGUCCCCUCUUCCCAGCAGCACCGCGACACAGGUUUGGCCUUUCUGGAGCCCUCAGCCCUGUGAUGUGGCAGCUGUGACAAGGACGGGACGCAGCGGGCGCUGGGGCACACGUUGGAGACGUUGGAUGGAAACGGUGGCUGCACAAAGGACGUAUCCCCGGCUGCAAGCCCUGCAGAUGCCCCUUGCCAUGUCCUCCGGUCCCCACCGAAGCUGGGGUAUGUCCCGCUGCACGUCACUGACCCUGCGCUCCCCCCAGGCACUGUCCUGCCCCCAGCUCUAAGGAUGCGUUGGCUUCCCGUGCUCGGCUCCCUCUGGCUCUUGGUGGUCCCCCCUGCAUCAAGCAUCUUCCAGCGGCCGACAGGGAGCCCAGCCCCCCCGCGCCUGCAGUACCUGCUGGAGCCCCUCCACGCCACGGUGCACACGCAGCGGGGGGCCACGGCCACCCUGCCCUGCGUCCUGCGCGCCCUGCCCAGCAACUACCGCGUGAAGUGGAGCAAGGUGGAACCAGCCAACUACCGGGAGAGCAUCAUCAUCAUCACCAACGGGCUGUACCACAAGAACUACGGGCCACUGAGCCCGCGGGUGCGCCUGCGGCACAGCCACCGCUACGAUGCCUCGCUCACCAUCACCAACGUGGCUCUGGAGGAUGAGGGACGUUACCGCUGCCAGCUGGUCAACGGGCUGGAGGAUGAGAGCGUCUCGCUAACCCUGCACCUUGAAGGUGUUGUCUUUCCCUACCAACCCAGCAACGGGCGCUACAAAUUCAACUACCAUGAAGCCAAGCGAGCCUGCGAGCAACAGGACUCCCGCCUCGCCACCUACCAGCAGCUCUAUAAAGCCUGGACGGAGGGGCUGGAUUGGUGCAACGCUGGCUGGAUCCUCGACGGGACCGUCCACUACCCCAUCAUCAACUCACGGGAGCCGUGCGGCGGCCGCCUCCUCCUGCCGGGCGUCCGGACCUAUGGCGCCAGGGACAAGCAGAAGGACCGAUUCGAUGCCUUCUGCUUCACCUCUGCUCUUCAAGGCCAGGUCUACUUCAUCCGGGGCCACCUGAACUUCAAGGAGGCCGGGCAAGCGUGCCAGAACCAUGGUGCCGCCAUCGCCAAAGUGGGGCAGCUCUACUCAGCCUGGAAGUUUUCUCAGCUGGAUCGCUGUGACGGGGGGUGGCUGGCGGACGGCAGCGUGCGGUACCCCAUCACCACCCCCCGGCAGCGCUGCGGGGGGCUGCCCGACCCCGGCGUCCGCAGCUUCGGCUUUCCCAGCAAGGAGCUGCGGACCUACGGCACCUACUGCUUCACCGGGAAGUAGGAGCAGCGGGAGGAGAGGUGGGCUGAGCGGAGGGGACGGUGCAGGGACACCAGCCCUCGUCACCAAGGUGGUGAGGUCAAAGUGGGCGACUGAGGGGGUCUCCCAGUGGUUUGUGCAUCCUCCGACGGAGCGCUGGAGCUGGAUUCGGGUGCUUAUUGCAUCCUAUGAUGGAGCUGCUCCCUGCACCCCACCCUGCUUCGAGACUUUUUGGGGUUCAGGGCUCGCUGGAGAAGCCAAACUCAUUGCUGGACGAGGAAUGGGGUUCUGAUCCCGCCCCCAAGGGCAACACAGGCUCCCCGUUCCCCAACCUCAUUGUGUCCUUCUCCCUGUCCCCGCUCCCGCAGCCACGAGGAUUCAGACUGGUGCAAGUGCGACACGGGGCUGGGCAUUAACGAGCGUGACUAAUGGAGUUUUGCCUUCUCAAUUAAUAAAGCGACGGUAGAGCUGCAUGGCAGAGCCGCGCUCCUGCCUGGCCGCUGCCCCCCCGGGACUGUCUGACCCCUCCGUGAUAUUUGCCAAGGGUUUUCCAUCUCAGACAGGGGGUCAGCCAAUGCGGGGGCCCCCCAGCUGCCCUGUCCCACAGUUAUCGGUGUCCCUGGCACCGCACACCGGGGGUUUCUGAGUUUUGCUGUUUGUCUGGCCGGGGAGAGCUAUAAAAAGCUGUAUUGCUGGCACAGCACCGGGGGAAAAACUGCGUGGGGAGAUACCAGCAUCCCCCAGCACCCACAAUGUGCCCCCAAGUCCCCUGUGUUUGCAUCCCAGCCCAAACCCUGAGCGGUCCCCAAGGCCACCCAGAUGCGGGAGCCACUUUGUGCUGUUCCUGCAGUCCCUGGGGAUGUUGCUGUGCCCAGGCUGUUCCCGGUGGCUCCACAGCACCGGUUGGGGCUGCCGUGCUCCAAAUUUUGGGGCCGUGCAGCCUUGUCUGUCCCACCCCUGUGCCAGGGCUGCCCCCGAUGGCCAGACCACUGCUCUGUGCCACCUAUAUACCAGUUUUAAGACCCACAGCAACAUGGAGGGGAGUUUGGGAGACACAUACCCAUGGCAGCGGAUUCUACCUUUCCUGCAAGUGCAAAAGCCCCCAACCCCAGGAUGGACACUGAGCUUCAGCACAGCUUGAGUGUCCCCAUGUCCCCCCACGAGGGCGUCUGCCCUGUGGGCCAUAGGUGGGAGAAAGGGGACGCUGGCACAGCAUAGCCAUCGCCUUCCCGCAGUGACCCCCCUUGAUUUGGACUCCGUUGUGGCUCCAGGAACAAAACACCCCUCGUGCUACGUUUCGAGUCGCUGUCGGUUCCUUUCAAGGGAAUCUUUACUUAUUAGGAUUUCUUUGUACAGAUAUAAAACAAGCAAGGAGGCAGACACCCAGUGGUGAGAUUCCGCCACACGCCGGUGUCUGCGCUGGUGUCUUGGCACCGGCUCCAUCCGCGGUGGCUCCAGCACCCAAGGAGGGGGCGGCUUCUGCCCUGGGGACUCGCUCAGUCGUCGGGGGGCUGACCCAGGCCUGGGGGGGACACGAGAAGCCCCGGGUGAAGGGAAAACCCCAACAGAUGCUGGGGGGAGAUGGGGGAACCCCGCACUCACCGGGGCGACAGGCGAGCUGGGGGGGCUCCCAUGUCCCAUCCUCCCGGCACCGGAUGAUGGGCGAGCGGCGGGGGGCAAAGCCGGGGCGGCACUGGUACCGCGUGAUGGAGCCAA